AUGAAGAUGAGAUUGGUCAUCAAGAUUCUCACAAAGAGAAAUCUCCAAAUACACGCAGUCCAACCAAUGCUCCUAGCUAGUCCUGACGAGGGUGCGCCGGGCAAUGCUGUAGUGCAACGCAAAUUUGAGAGGCCCAUUAGCAAGCAACCAAGCUACCAUGAUGGACCUUCCCAAGGUCAUGUUUUUAAGCUCAUCUUUGGCAAUGGGCUUGUCCUCCGGUGGAAUGUACAUUAUGUUACAAUGUUGAUAAUAGGUUAG
Dovyalis caffra is the source of this 258-nucleotide messenger RNA. The record is from the annotation of a GenBank genome assembly. NCBI's taxonomy places the organism in Eukaryota, Viridiplantae, Streptophyta, Magnoliopsida, Malpighiales, Salicaceae.